UGGUGUAAAACUGCGCGGAAGGGACUUUAACGGCGAGGAGCGCUGCGGCCAAUGGGCUGCCGGGGAGCGGCGGUUCCUGCGGGCUCGCGGGGUGCGGUGCCUUUUUGUGGCUGCACCGCUGGGAGAUGUCCAUGAGCCAGCCGCAGUCAGGACGAGGGGUGCCGUGUUUGCGCUGCAGAGGGACCUGUAUGGGCUUUGAGCCACAUUCCUGGAGGAAAAUAUGCAAGUCGUGCAAAUGCAGCCAGGAGGACCACUGCCUGAGCUCGGAUGUGGAGGACGACCGGAAAAUUGGCCGCCUGCUGUCAGACUCGAAGUAUGCCACACUCACUGCUCGUGUGAAAGGAGGGGACGGCGUUCGCAUCUACAAGAGGAACCGUAUGAUCAUCACCAACCCCAUCGUGUCGAGGAAAGACCCCACCUUCGACACCAUCACAUACGAGUGGGCUCCGCCGGGGCUCACCCAGAAGCUGGCCAUGCAGUACAUGGAGCUGAUCCCCAAGGAGAUGCAGCCGGUGGCAGGCACUGACGGUGCCCAUUACCGCCGGCGGCAGCUGGUGCGGCAGCUCCCGGUGCACGACCAUGACCCGUCACAGUGCCGCGGCCUGGCCGAGGGUGAGGUGAAGCUGAUGGAAGACUUUGUGAAGAAGUACAAGGCGGAGGCGCUGGGCGUUGGGGAGGUGGCCCUGCCGGGCCAGGCUGGCAAUGCAAAGCAGGAGGGCAAGGCAAAGGAUGCGGGCCCGGCAGCCGAAAAGCCCCCCGAGACCACGAACGGGGCCCUGGAGAGCACGGCCACUGCGGGGCUCUACCGCUGCGAGACCUGCAAGCAGGCGGUGCCGGAGGACUGCCCGGUGGUGUACGCAGACCGGGCGGGCUACACGCGGCUGUGGCACCCGGCCUGCUUCGUCUGCUGCCGCUGCGCCGAGCCCCUCGUCGACCUCAUCUACUUCUGGAAGAGCGGGGCUGCCUGGUGCGGGCGUCACUACUGCGAGAGCCUGCGGCCGCGCUGUGCCGGCUGCGACGAGAUCAUCUUCUCGGAGGAGUUUCAGCGGGCAGAGGGGAUGGCCUGGCAUAAGAAGCAUUUCGCCUGUCUGGAGUGCGAGACGCUGCUGAGUGGCAAAGCCUUCAGCCUGGACAAGGGCAGCCUGCGGUGCGCGACCUGCAGCCGGAGCAAGCGCCUCUGAGCCGCGCGGCUGCUGCACGUGCUUGAGGCCGAGCUGGAGAUGGGGUAAUUUGACAUGAAAAGUGGACAGUUAAAAAAAAAUGUAGAGUCUGGUUAUUCGCUUGCAAGCAACCAAGUACCCCUUUGCAUCCAAUAGAGAUUGAAGAAAGAAGUUUACUAGGGGAGGAAACAGGAGAAAUGUGUGUGCGUGUGGGGUGUGAUGUACCCACAGACCGUGUUAGAGGGCACUGAGGAGAGAUUUGUGUUGUUUUACAAAGUCUCUCAAAGCUUCUCAUGACUGACAUCUUGCAGUGUUCUUUCAGAAAUAACACAUCUCAAAAAUAUUUUUUGGCACACUAAACCUAUGGUCAUGGUUAGAAACAAGGGUUGCUUUUAUUUUCUGAAAUCCAUACUGGAAAUCUCGCACUAACAAUGAUGACAACUGUACUAAAUCAAUGGUUUUGAACAAAUUGAUUAACCCGAGUGAUUACUUUCUGAAAGCACACUAUAUAGAAUUGCAGUAACAUGUAGCUGUAGCUUUCUCCAAUGUGUACAAUAAUGUAAAAGCAAGUAACAAGAUGGCACACAGAGCGAUUGGUUGAACCUUAGUGAGACGGAGCCAUGCAGAUCCCCCCGAGGGCAGGCGAGUGCUGGGCAGCCAACUAAUUCCGCCAGUCUGGGUUUUAGCCGUGGAGCUGGAAUGCAAACACUUCUGGCAGUUCUCACCCAACCCCUGUUCCCAGUUUUAUCUUGCUUGCCUCCUACCGUCUGUUAUUUCAAGGGAGUGUUUGCACAGAGAGGCAUUGUGCUCCUGCCAUACACUGGAGGUAGUUAAGCAUUUAAAGUAUGGAACUUUUUCAGCUGUUUUUUGAGCAGGAGUUUUAUGGAAAACAGCUUUCCAGCCUAAUCUGUCCUGUUGGCUUUUUGGUGCCUGAAAUGCUGCAGCACCAGUUUUUCCCCCAUAGUAUGUCAGUGACUCCAUCCAGCAGGGGUGAACACACUGAGCGAGGUCAGCCCUGUGCUCCAGGUCUUGUUGGGGUGACAUCGUUCCAGGAUCUGCACUAAAUCUCUGCUGCUGAUGUUCAUUUCCUAAGUCAUGCAACGCUUACAUUAGUCACAGAAAAUGCCAAUGAGGCCAGGCUGGCCAACGCUGGUGUGCUCAGUCAUUUUUCUUAUACUAAAUGUCUACAUUCUUUGCCAGAAACAACUGGAAUAUUUUUUUGCAGAGAUGUGUGUAAGGAGCUCACAAUUGCUAGGUUUUCCUUCUACUGCGGAAAUUGCUGGUCUCUCUUUAAAGUCCACUCCAUGCUCUCCAUGGAUCUUCUUUAUGACUGAGCAACUUGCCAGUGGGUGUUGGUAGAAGCUGUGCCUGCCAUUGCAUACAAGUCACAGGGAUGCUGUGCCCCACCAUGGGAGGAGCAGAGUUGGUCACUGUUUUAGGGCAGUUGAGAGAGAUGUGAUGUAAGACACCUCCAUAUGCUUGUAGCCACAAGCCACCAGAGGAUGCCUUGAUUUGAGUUUGAAGUUGUGCUAGGAGGAAUAAUAAAGCUUCCUUGGAUCAGCCUUACAUACAGGCACUUCAGUUAUAAGCAAAGUGGAACUGAAAAAUAAAACCCAGUGCUUAGCUUUAUUGCCUCUUCUUCGUUUUGUUACAUGGAAAUGGCCAAUCUUUGUAAAUUAUUUUUAAAGACGUGGCAUAGUUCUAAACCCUACAGUGUUAAGGCAGCCAAAAACGCAUACGCUCAGUGUAAGCAGUGAGAGAAAUAGCAUGAAUCACUUAGGAAAGAAACAUUUCAGCAAAGACAUUAACAUCCAAACAGCAUUCCUUGAUGGGAACUCAUUGUCCAUGUACACGUGCAGCCAGUUACCUCUUAGAGUGAUUUCCCUGUGAGAUAGGGCACAGCAUUACACAGUAGGCACAGCCAUUACACACCUUCGGAACAGCAACAAAUCAAGUGCAAGAAAAAUCAAUAAAACAUCCAGUUAUUAAAGGUGAAAGAAAAUUAACCAAAUAACUACUGCCAACAGGCUGCUGUGGCCUCUCACUGGGUGUGUUUUGCCCUGUUUUGUUUUGCCUUGGUUGGCUGCGUUGUCCUUGCCAUGUGUUUGUGUUGCAAUGAACAGAGAAGGGGGUAAGCCCGUCCUCAGGGGGCUCUGGGGUGUUUCUUCAGCAGCAUGGUGUGCUCAGGGAUCCUCAAAGUGCUUCUCCAGGGCUGCUCCUCAUCCCCACGUGCUGGGCAGAGGGGGCUGUCUGUCCACCCCAUCACAGUUAAAAGAAUUGUAGAGGCUUGGGUGGAGGUUCUGGCUGUGUUGGCUUUAGAGGAAUGUGGGUGGUGGGUAAAUGUCAACGCAGAGGAAUUUGGGGAGGCCAGGCUUUCCCAGAUGGAUGCCAAGUGGGCAUCUGUCUCCUCACAGUAUUUGGGUAAAUGAAGCUGCUGUCUUACUGCUGCAUCUGGUCUUGCUUGUUCUGUAAUGGAAUCAAAGGCUCCGCUCUUUGCGUUGUCCUGGCUUCACAUCCAUCUUGCAGAUAAAGACUGUCCUCAACACAAGUGCCUUAGUCGUGAGUUUAUCUUGCUGGGUUCUGAUCAUAGUCCAUACCUGGUAGCAUCAACUUCAUUUGCAUUCUGCAUUAAUGCAAUCUUCCAUAGCUAACAGCUUUAUUUCAUUACUUGGAAAAAAAGACACCACUGCAGCAUGUGCUGGUUUGGACCUUGAUUUCGUGAUUUAUAACUUGUAAUUCAGUGUAGUCCCACUGUCAGCAUAUACAUGCCUGCUUCAGGCUUUUGGGACUGCUGGCGUCCACUUGAGCCUUUUUAGGCAUUUCUAUAGCUUGUAAAAUACUGCCUGCUGAAAAAUGUAUUGCAGUUAAACUGCUUAGCAAAAUCCUGUGCCUCUCAAGUGUCAGGAGCAGAAGCGUGAAAUUAAUGCAUCUAGCAGCUCAAACCAUAUGUGAGUCUUUAGUUUUGAUAGUAAAAUUGAAAUUCGGUGUAGGCAUGAGAAGGUGUUCACCUGGGUGAGGAUGCUGCGUUGUCGCUGGGUUUAUCAGCUGGAACGAAAGAGGCUGCUGCACACCUCCUGCAUGCCAUGAGCUCCAGUUAUUAAGAAAGCCAAAUCUGUGCAGAUUUGCUGGCCUGUCUGGCCAAAAGUCAUCGGCAGGCAGCACACUGAGCAUCCUGCCAGAAAACUGAUAGAAACAGAAGUGUCUCACAAGGUUACAGUGUAUGGCAGGAAUUGCCCUCAGGCAGACUGUGUUGUGUGACAACUAAAAGCACCUUGUGCCACAGCUGUUUCCAGUCCAUUGUUUCAAAUAAAAGCUCCUCUGUUGAGAA
Molecule: messenger RNA, 4488 nt
Organism: Phasianus colchicus (ring-necked pheasant)
Lineage: Eukaryota; Metazoa; Chordata; Aves; Galliformes; Phasianidae
Gene: LMCD1
Product: LIM and cysteine rich domains 1
Cellular component (GO): nucleus
Molecular function (GO): transcription corepressor activity; zinc ion binding
Source: RefSeq, a predicted model, not a curated record